Amblyraja radiata (thorny skate) is the source of this 1146-nucleotide messenger RNA. Its product is annotated as zona pellucida sperm-binding protein 3-like. The transcript is spliced from 8 exons. The coding region runs from base 1 to 1146 and encodes 381 amino acids. Gene Ontology annotation, cellular component: extracellular matrix. Gene Ontology annotation, biological process: egg coat formation; binding of sperm to zona pellucida; positive regulation of acrosome reaction. NCBI's taxonomy places the organism in Eukaryota, Metazoa, Chordata, Chondrichthyes, Rajiformes, Rajidae. The record is from RefSeq and is a predicted model, not a curated record. Gene Ontology annotation, molecular function: acrosin binding.
AUGGUGGUCUUUGAGAUGAAGGGUCUGAGUUUAUUGCUGUUGCUGCUACUUGGGGUAGUUGGUGCUGCGGAUGUGUGGCGUCAAUUUGAAGGGCAGCCAUUUCCAUGGAGGAAGGUGAAAUCUACAGUUGAACCAUUGGCAUCGGCUGCGGUAUUGCAGGUGGUGCCUAGUGUGUCUCCUUUGCGUACAGUGGUGGCGCAGUGUGGGGAGCGCAAUCUGCUGGUCUUGGUGCGUAUGGAUUUAUUUGGAACGAAGCACCUGGUUAACGUUGCGGACCUAACACUGGGGCCGGGAGGGUGCCGGCCAACAGACGACUCUCCUCAAAACCAGACCGCUUUGUUUAAUUAUGGACUCCACGAAUGCGGGACUAAACUGCAGGUGGUUGGAGAUUUUCUCGUCUACGCCACCUACCUGAACUACACCCCGAAGUCUCAUGGAGCGACCAUUGUACGAACCAAUGGAGCAGUUGUCCCCAUUCAGUGCCAUUAUUUCAGGAAAGGUAACGUGAGCAGUGACCCGAUCAAACCCACCUGGAUCCCGUUCAGCUCCACCAAGUCUGCAGAGGGGCAUCUGUCAUUCUUCCUGCGUCUAAUGAAUGAUGACUGGCUGACAGAGCGCACCUCAGCCACCUACUACCUCGGUGAGCUCAUCCACAUCGAAGCUUCAGUUUCAAUGACUAACCACAUGCCCCUGAAACUUUACAUUGACCGCUGUGUGGCCACAUUGAGCCCGGACAGGGACUCCAUCCCGAGUUACAACAUCAUAGACUACAAUGGUUGCCUCUUAGACAGCGCAGCCGAGGACUCCUUUUCCACCUUCACGUUACCAGGAGGUGAACGUGAACGCGAGCCGGAUAAGCUCCGGUUUGACCUGGACGCCUUCCGCUUCUUUGGCGAUGACCGUUCCUUGAUUUUCAUCACUUGUCUGUUGAAAGUCACCACGGUGGAACGCAGCGAUUCCCGGAGCAAAGCCUGCACUUUCCAGAAGAUACAUUCCAUCUGGACCUCGCUGGAAGAAUCUAGCGACGAUGUCUGCGCCUGUUGUCGGAAGGGCAACUGUACUGUUACAACGCAGGAUCUGGUUGCUCCCAGAUUCCGGAGAGACAUUGAGGCGUUAACGGGUUCCCAGUCUCCACACUCGCAGUAG